Messenger RNA from Lathyrus oleraceus (garden pea), 929 nucleotides. RefSeq lists its product as uncharacterized. Gene Ontology annotation, cellular component: nucleus. Bases 62 to 700 code for a protein of 212 amino acids. The transcript has 7 exons. Gene Ontology annotation, biological process: polar nucleus fusion. NCBI's taxonomy places the organism in Eukaryota, Viridiplantae, Streptophyta, Magnoliopsida, Fabales, Fabaceae. The record is from RefSeq and is a predicted model, not a curated record. Gene Ontology annotation, molecular function: DNA binding.
CUGCCACACAAAAGGUUCAUUAUUUUGGUUUACCGCGGGAAAAGUUUCCACACUUUUUGAGAUGAAAACCAAAUUACAAGUUAAAAGGGCAAUUUGGGAACUGAAAAAGUUCAUCAUCGUCACUAUCUCUUCAAUGGCGCGAAGAAGAGUUAGAAAAAGGGUUUACGCCAUUCCUCGUGCUCCUGAUGGAAGUGCUUUUUUCAUCUGUGAAAAAUGUGGAGUUUCUGUUGCUAUUUCUUUGACUGAUAUGCAUUUUUGUGAAUCCAACAAAAUUCAGUUCAAAUAUUUUCAACCAGAACCAGCUCCUGAAUUCAAGGAUCAAACGCGUUCACCUUACCGUCUUUUUAUGGAAAGCUUCAGCAAAGGGAAAGAGAUGGAAAGUUAUAUUGAAGUUGAGAGGUUAGGGUUUCAAAUGUGGCAAAAUAUGUCUAAGGAGGACAAGUUACCAUUUGUCUCUCAUGCUAAGUUAUUGGACUAUCGUCACCAACGAGCUUUGAAACAUGAGGCUGAUGAGAUUAUAAAGAUAAAUUAUGGAGCUCAGUCACCAUUGGUUGAGAAUCUUAAGAAGCCUCAAGGAACUUUAGAGAAUUCUCAAAAGACUCAAAAGCAUAAGUUUUUAUACACGGAUCAUGGAGUAUAUUUUGCUGGUUAUCUUGUGGUGAAUUAUCAUAAACUAGGCAUAACUCGUGGUGAAAUAUGAUAAACUAAUUAGACCAUUUCAUUUUUUUUAUGGUUAUCUAGUGCUGACUUAUGAUAUAGGAUGCAGAUUAGAGUUGUUCAUAUUUUUUGUGUGGUUAUACUUAUGAUAGGGGAUGCUAUUAGACCAGCUCACUUUUUUUUGUUGUUGAUGUGAACACUUUUUGGUGGUUAGUUUGUAAUGAAUACAAAAUCGACGAAAAUGAAUAUAAUGUUUGAAAUUUUUUGGGUUA